Mizuhopecten yessoensis (Yesso scallop) is the source of this 4792-nucleotide messenger RNA. Its product is annotated as cold shock domain-containing protein E1-like. The transcript has 15 exons. NCBI's taxonomy places the organism in Eukaryota, Metazoa, Mollusca, Bivalvia, Pectinida, Pectinidae. The coding region runs from base 263 to 2707 and encodes 814 amino acids. The record is from RefSeq and is a predicted model, not a curated record. Gene Ontology annotation, molecular function: nucleic acid binding.
UGCAGACUAAAAGCACUUUGGGUGGUAAUGGAGUAAGAUGGCGGCUUUGUGGCAGUGCUGUGCAAAUAAGGGCAUCAUUUAAAAAGUUCAAUUGUUUUUGAACUGAUCAAAGACCCAGGAACUCACUACAAACUAUUAAAGGGAUCAACCCUUGUGCCCGACCAAGAACACUUUGCACAGACUGCCCAUCUGGGGACACUGACAAGAAAUCAACAUCACAUAAGUAACAAGUCAACAUCGGAACUUAGAACUAUCAACGAAAAUGUCAGCUGUAAGAAAAAUGAACAGUCCUCAGUGGAAGAAUUUCCAGCCGCCUGCACAGGAUCCUGCCAUUCUAUCCUAUCAGCAAGGUUCAAACAUUGUAAGUCCUAUACUAUCACCUACUUCACCUACGAGUACAAGCAACAUUCGAGAAACGGGAUUGAUAGAGAAAUUGUUACACUCCUACGGAUUCAUUCAGUGUUGUGACAGAGAGGCGAGACUGUUUUUUCACUUCAGCGAAUAUGCUGGUGACAUUAACACAGUGAAAAUUGGAGAUGCUGUAGAAUUCCAGAUGAGCUGUGACCGCAGAACAGGCCGCCCCAUUGCAUGCUCUAUAGGUAGAAUAGAUAAGGACGAGGUAUCAUUUGAGGUGCUGAGCGAGGAAAGGUUUACAGGAUCUGUUGUGCAAGAAGCAAGACCAACUAAGAACAAAAAUGGUUGUGUUAAUGGACAAGCAGAUGGUCUAGGACGAGUAACGUAUGAACACAAUGGCGAAUGGUUCUUUUUACCAUACGGACUUGAGGAUGUAGUUGAAACUGGAAAUGCUUAUAAGAUCAAAAGUGGAGACACUGUCACUUUUUACAUAGCUACAGAUAAAAGAAAUGCAAACAUUCAAGCAAGGAAUUUGGAGGUGAUAUCAGUCCCCACAGUCCAGUCAAGAUGUCAGGGUGUAGUGUGCUCAAUGAAGGACUCAUUUGGCUUCAUAGAGCGGGAUGAUAUGGUCAAAGAAAUCUUCUUCCACUACAGUGAAUUCAAAGGAGACAUCAACGAGCUUAUACUUGGGGAUGAUGUAGAAUUUGAUGUACAAACUAGAAAUGGUAAAGAAGUGGCUGUGAACAUCGCAAGUCUUCCAGAGGGUACAGUAAUAUUUGAAGAUAUUGGUUUAGAUCAGAUUGUGGGAAGAGUUAUCAAAACCCUGAAAAAUGGUCGUAGACAAAGUGAUCCCUUGGGAGGACGGAUCACAUUCGAGGGUCCUAAAGGUACAGCAGAGAUGCCAUUUGGAGACAAAGAUCAGAUAGGAGACUACACUUUGUGUCAGGGAGAUGUCGUGGAAUUUAAGGUCGCCACAGAUCGACGCGACAAGCUUCAUCGUGCUACAUCCAUCUGUCUUCUGGAAAAGGAAACAUUUGAACAGAACAAAGAGCAAAGGGAAACGGGUGUGAUUGUAAGCCUGAAGGAUGGGUAUGGCUUUAUUCACUGUGCAGAGAGGGAUUCCCGUAUGUUCUUUCACUUUAGCGAAUUGUUAAAUGGAGAAAAAGAAGUGAAACCACAAGAGGAAGUUGAAUUCACUGUGACUCAGGACCUAUCUGCUCCGGAUCGACUGAUGGGCAUUCGCAUCAAAUAUCUGCCCAAAGGCAGUGUCAACUUCACACAUGUCCGUCCAGAGAAAUACAUAGGCACCAUAGAACCCAAGAACAAAGAUUCAGACUGUGGGAACAUAAUUUUCGACUUUGAAGGAACGAUCCAGCAGGUACCAUACCAGCUGAAGGACCUUGUGGAUCCCAGGUCCCCACCUAGAUAUGGUGACAAGGUUGAGUUUAACCUUGCCGAGAUUAAGAGGAACAACAGUAGAGGUGCUGUAAAUGUGAGGGUGCUAUUCAGAAAUGUGGCCAGUAAAUGCUUGGGAUACGUAGCAACACUCAAAGAGAACUACGGGUUUAUUGAAAGUGCUGAUCAUGAGAAGGAAGUCUUCUUUCAUUUCAGCUCUUUUGAUGGAGAUCCCACAGAAUUGGACUUGGCUGAUGAGGUAGAAUAUACUGUCACUAGGAAAAAUGCCAAAGUGAGUGCCGAAAAUAUCCGUAGAGUAACCAAGGGAACAAUUCCUGUGGAGGAGAUCCUGCGAGACCAGGGUGUACUCAAGGGAAAGAUUAUCCGACCAAUGAGAAUUGUCAACCCAGAACAGGAGGAAUACUGCGGCCUUGUACAGGUGGACCCUGCAGACGAGGAUGCUAAACCAGUCUGCUAUCCUUACGGUAUCACAAGUCUGGCUGAUAAACGAGACUUCCUUCAGACUGCAGAUGCUGUCAAAUUCCAGCUGGCAGCUAGUAAAAAUGGUGUCACUAGAGCCAUCAACAUUGCAGCAGUCCGCAAGUACAUCCGUGCCAAGGUGGAUUCUGUGAAAGGACAGUUUGGCUUCAUCAACUACGAGGCAGCAGAGGAAGGGAAGAAGCUGUUUUUCCACAUGACUGAGGUCCAUGACGGGGUGGACAUUCAAGCUGGAGAUGAGGUGGAAUUUGUUGUCGUACAAAAUCAGCGCAACAAGAAAUUCUCUGCUUGUAGCGUUAGAAAAAUCACGAGCCGACAGCGCCCUGAACGUCUAGUGAGUAGACUGAAGAGUAUCAAUGAUGACAUGAUCAGUCCUCGCAUGGUUGCUCUUCGACAGCCAAAAGGUCCCGAUGGAACAAAGGGAUUUGCACCGCGCAUUCCACGUCAGCCAACUGUCUAGCUUUGCAUUAAUCCUGCUUCAUCGCAUCUAUUGCCUUCUAUUUGAGAAAUCAAAACAGAAAAUACCACAAAAAAAGGACAAUCUCCUCCCUACUCUGGUUUCAUUUUAAACUCUUCAGUUAAUUUAUGAAUAUUUUCUUCAAAGAUUUGAUUUGAAAUACCAUUUACCUAUAGAAAUCUCUGUAUUUCCUUUCACAAGCGUUAUGAUUUUAAGGAAAACGAUCCUGGACUUUCCUCUUCCUUCAUAUUUUCUGUCUAUUUAUUAGGAAUGUUACCAGGUUAAUUAGAAUUAUUGCUGAAUAUAGAAAAAAACAAAAAGCAUAAGCUAACAUAAUUAUGUAUUUGAAUGACUAAACCUGAUUUGUUUUAUUUGGAAAUCUGUUUAAUAUUGUAAAGCAAAUGACAAACAUCUAUACAUUGGACCAAAACAGUUUAUUUUGUUGAAUGUCAAAUUUGUUCUAACAUAUUGUUACAUGUUUAACAGAGAAACACUGUUGGUUAUAUUAUUAUUCUGAAGAGAUAUAAUUUAUAGAUUUAUUUAUUUUACAAGCAUGAAUUCUACAACCUGUUAAUGUUCGAUAAUUAACAUCAUAAUUCUAUCUUGAUAUCGGUGGGAUAUCUCUAGAGCUCUAAUUGUGGAGUAAGUGUUCGAUAAUUGACAUCAUUAUUCUAUGCUUGAUAUCGGUGGGAUAUCCCUAGAGCUAUAAUUGUUGUGUAAGUGUUCGAUAAAUAACAUCAUUAUUCUAUUCUUGAGAUCGGUGGGAUAUCUCUAGGGCUAUAAUUGUGGUGUACGUGUUCGAUAAUUAAAAUCAUUAUUCUAUUCUUGAUAUCGGAGGGAUAUCUCUAGAGCUUUAAUUGUGGUGUAAGAGUUCGAUAAUUAACAUCAUUAAUCUAUCUUGAUAUCGGUGGUAUAUCACUAGAGCUAUAAUUGGGGUGGAAGUGUUCGAUGAUUAACAUCAUUAUUCUAUCUUGAUAACGGUGGGAUAUCUCUAGUGCUAUAAUUGUGGUGUAAGGGUUCGAUAAUUAACAUCAUAAUUCUAUCUUGAUAUCGGUGGGGUAUCUCUAGAGCUAUAAUUGUGGUGUAAGUGUUCGAUAAUUAACAACAUUAUUAUAUCUUGAUAUCGGUGGGAUAUCUCUAGAGCUAUAAUUGUGGUGUACGUGUUCGAUAAUUAACAUCAUUAUUCUAUCUUGAUAUCGAUGGGAUAUCUCUAGAGCUAUAAUUGUGGUUUAAGUGUUCGAUAAUUAACAUCAUUAUUCUAUUCUUGAUAUCGGUGGGAUAUCUCUAGAGCUAUAAUUGUGGUGUACGUGAGCGAAUGGGUAUGAUUAAAUGACUGAUUGAAUGGAAGGAUAUUUUUUUAUUGUGAAAUAUCAUCAGUAUAAGUUAAGCUAGAACAAUAUGAAUUGAUGUACGACCCAGAUGUGUUGGCCAAGUGAAAUCUACGAAAAAGAUCUGUUCCUUUUACAUUUGAUAUUGCAGUUUAAAUAUUACAAAAAAGAAGCUUUAUGAACAAAACAGCAUUAUAUUGAGUAAACAUUUUUCAGGCAUAUUUCAAGUAAGAUUUUUUUGUCAUACCACAUAUCAUGAUCAACUAUAAUCUAAGAAUGACCCAAAUUUCAUUUUGUCACCAUUAUUCAUGAUCAUUCAACCAUUAUAUGUUAGAGAAUAAGCUGCAAAAAAAAAAAGAAAAAUAGAAAAGGUUGUCUUUUUUUGUUAAUGAACUAAAAGGAUUCGUUAUCCUCGUUUUCAACAUAGGUAUGUGUUAUAGUACUAUGCUCUACCAUGUUGCCAAAAUGUCCAUGUUCUGGGCUGUAUAAAUUGUCAUUUGACUGUGUCGGAAUCAUGCAUGCUAUAAAACAAGCUUCAAUACCAGAGAACAAGUUUGUUGUAGGUAUGUAUGUCAAUGAUGAGACAUUUGAUUGGUCAUUGGUAACUGUAAUCACUGUGACCACGGUGACUCGAAUGUAAAAGUUAGCCUCACACAAAGAGAGCAGUCUGAAUGCUUUGGUAAUCCAGGAACACAAAAACAAAACAAAAAAACAAGGAAAAGAAUUUAAAAAAAACAAAAAUAAAAAUGAAUGAAGCGCA